Messenger RNA from Myotis brandtii (Brandt's bat), 5180 nucleotides. It is a transcript of the gene LTBP1, whose product is annotated as latent transforming growth factor beta binding protein 1. The transcript has 30 exons. Gene Ontology annotation, molecular function: calcium ion binding. The coding region runs from base 144 to 4325 and encodes 1393 amino acids. NCBI's taxonomy places the organism in Eukaryota, Metazoa, Chordata, Mammalia, Chiroptera, Vespertilionidae. The record is from RefSeq and is a predicted model, not a curated record.
CCACUGGAUACAGAGCAGCGAGCACUGACGGCUUCCCUCCUUCCUUAAACCUGUCGGGUUGUGGGCUCUCUCUUUCCCCCUCGCGCCCCUUUCCUUUCUUUUUUUCACCUUCUUUUUUUUUUGAAACCUUCUGAGGCAAGUUCAUGGAUACUAAGCUGAUGUGUUUGUUGUUCUUUUUCUCCCUGCCUCCGCUCCUAGUGAGUAACCACACUGGCCGCAUCAAGGUGGUCUUUACUCCGAGCAUCUGUAAAGUGACCUGCACCAAGGGCAGCUGUCAGAACAGCUGUGAGAAGGGGAACACCACCACUCUCAUUAGUGAGAAUGGUCAUGCUGCCGACACCCUGACGGCCACGAACUUCCGAGUGGUAAUUUGCCAUCUUCCAUGUAUGAAUGGUGGCCAGUGCAGCUCAAGGGACAAAUGCCAGUGCCCUCCAAACUUCACGGGGAAGCUUUGCCAGAUUCCAGUCCAUGGUGCCAGCGUUCCUAAACUUUAUCAGCAUUCCCAGCAGUCAGGCAAGGCGCUGGGAACGCAUGUCGUCCACUCUACACAUACCUUGCCUCUGACGAUGACGAGUCAGCAAGGAGUCAAAGUGAAAUUUCCUCCCAACAUAGUCAAUAUCCACGUGAAGCACCCCCCAGAGGCCUCAGUCCAGAUACAUCAGGUUUCAAGAAUCGAUGGUCCAACUGGCCAGAAGGUAAAAGAAGCCCAACCAGGCCAAUCCCAGAUCUCUUACCAAGGGCUUCCCGUCCAGAAGACCCAGACCGUCCACUCCACGUACUCCCACCAGCAAGUCAUUCCUCACAUCUAUCCUGUGGCUGCGAAGACCCAGCUUGGCCGCUGCUUCCAGGAAACCGUCGGGUCCCAGUGUGGCAAAGCGCUCCCUGGCCUCUCCAAGCAGGAGGACUGCUGUGGAACCGUGGGGACCUCCUGGGGCUUUCACAAAUGCCAGAAAUGCCCCAAGAAGCCAUCUUAUCAUGGAUAUAACCAAAUGAUGGAAUGUCUACAAGGCUAUAAGAGGGUUAACAACACCUUUUGUCAAGAUAUUAAUGAAUGCCAGCUACAGGGUGUGUGCCCUAAUGGUGAGUGUUUGAAUACCAUGGGCAGCUAUAGAUGUACCUGCAAAAUGGGAUUUGGGCCGGAUCCUACUUUUACAACUUGUGUUCCGGAUACCCCUGUGAUCUCGGAAGAGAAGGGGCCCUGUUACCGACUUGUCAGUUCCGGAAGGCAGUGCAUGCACCCUCUGUCUGUUCACCUCACCAAGCAGCUCUGCUGUUGUAGCGUGGGCAAGGCCUGGGGCCCCCACUGUGAGAAAUGUCCCCUUCCAGGCACAGCUGCUUUUAAGGAAAUCUGUCCUGGUGGAAUGGGUUAUACGGUUUCUGGCGUUCAUAGACGCAGGCCAAUCCAUCACCAUGUAGGUAAAGGACCUGUAUUUGUCAAGCCAAAGAACACUCAACCUGUUGCUAAAAGUACUCAUCCUCCACCUCUCCCAGCCAAGGAAGAGCCAGUGGAGGCCCUGACUUUCUCCCGGGAACACGGGCCAGGAGUGGCGGAGCCCGAAGUGGCAACUGCACCCCCUGAGAAGGAAAUACCUUCAUUGGAUCAAGAGAAAACCAAACUUGAGCCUGGUCAACCCCAGCUCUCUCCAGGCAUUUCCACUAUUCAUCUGCAUCCACAGUUCCCAGUAGUGAUUGAAAAAACAUCACCUCCUGUGCCUGUGGAAGUGGCCCCUGAAGCUUCUACCUCAAGUGCCAGCCAAGUAAUUGCACCUACUCAAGUAACAGAAAUCAAUGAGUGUUCCGUGAACCCUGACAUCUGUGGAGCAGGACACUGCGUUAACCUGCCGGUGAGGUACACCUGCAUCUGCUAUGAAGGCUAUAAGUUCAGUGAGCAGCAGAGGAAGUGCACUGAUAUUGACGAGUGCACGCAGGCCCCACACCUCUGCUCCCAGGGACGCUGUGAGAACACUGAGGGAAGUUUCUUGUGUAUUUGCCCAGCAGGAUUUAUGGCCAGUGAGGAGGGUACUAGCUGCAUAGAUGUUGAUGAGUGCCUGCGGCCGGAUGUGUGUGGGGAAGGCCACUGCAUCAACACCGUGGGGGCCUUCCGGUGCAAGUACUGUGACAGCGGGUACCGCAUGACCCCCGGAGGACACUGCGAGGAUAUUGAUGAGUGUUUGAGUCCAAGUACUUGUCCAGAUGAGCAGUGCGUGAAUUCUCCUGGAUCUUACCAGUGUGUUCCCUGCACGGAAGGGUUCCGAGGCUGGAAUGGGCAGUGUCUUGAUGUGGAUGAGUGCCUGGACCCGAAGGUCUGCACUAAUGGGACCUGCUCCAACCUUGAAGGCUCCUACAUGUGUUCCUGUCACAAGGGCUACACCCCGACCCCAGACCACAAGCACUGCAAAGAUAUUGAUGAAUGUCAGCAAGGGAAUCUCUGCAUGAAUGGGCAGUGCAAAAACACCGAGGGCUCCUUCAGGUGUACCUGUGGGCAGGGCUACCAGCUGUCAGCAGCGAAAGACCAGUGUGAAGAUAUCGACGAAUGCCAGCACCGCCAUCUCUGCACCAACGGGCAGUGCAGGAACACGGAGGGCUCCUUCCGCUGCGUGUGUGACCAGGGCUACAGAGCGUCCGCCCUGGGGGACCACUGUGAAGAUAUCAACGAAUGCUUGGAAGACAAUAGCGUUUGCCAGGGAGGAGACUGCAUUAACACCAAAGGGUCCUACGAUUGUACUUGUCCAGAUGGCUUCCAGCUAAAUGACAAUAAAGGAUGCCAAGACAUUAAUGAGUGUGAGCAGCCUGGACUCUGUGGCCCCCGUGGAGAGUGUCUGAACACAGAUGGCUCUUUCCACUGUGUCUGCGAACAGGGCUUCACAAUCUCUGCGGAUGGCCGUACGUGUGAAGAUAUUGAUGAGUGUGUAAACAACACUGUCUGUGACAGGCACGGGUUUUGUGACAAUACGGCCGGCUCCUUCCGCUGCCUCUGUUAUCAGGGCUUUCAGGCCCCGCAGGAUGGGCAAGGGUGUGUGGAUGUGAACGAGUGUGAACUGCUCAGUGGCGUGUGUGGCGAAGCCUUUUGUGAAAACGUGGAAGGCUCCUUCCUGUGUGUGUGCGCGGACGAAACCCAGGAGUACAGCCCCAUGACCGGGCAGUGCCGCUCCCGGGCCCCCGGGGACGUGGAAGUAGAGCAAAGCAGGGAAGAGAAGAAAGAAUGCUACUACAAUCUCAACGACGCCAGUCUCUGCGACAAUGUGCUGGCCCCCAACGUCACCAAGCAAGAGUGCUGCUGCACCUCCGGGGCAGGGUGGGGCGACAACUGUGAGAUCUUCCCCUGCCCGGUCUUGGGGACUGCCGAAUUCACUGAAAUGUGUCCUAGAGGGAAAGGUUUUGUCCCCACUGGAGAAUCCUCUUAUGAAGUUGGUGACAAGGACUAUAAAGAUGCGGAUGAAUGCCUGCUUUUUGGACAAGAAAUCUGCAAAAAUGGCUUCUGCUUGAACACUCAACCUGGGUAUGAAUGCUACUGUAAGCAAGGGACAUACUACGAUCCUGUCAAAUUGCAGUGCUUUGAUAUGGAUGAGUGUCAAGACCCCAACAGUUGCAUCGAUGGCCAGUGCAUUAACACAGAAGGCUCUUAUAACUGCUUCUGUACACAUCCAAUGGUCCUGGAUGCUUCAGAAAAGAGAUGUGUACGACCAUCUGAAUCACACGAACAAAUUGAAGAAACCGAUGUCUACCAAGACCUGUGCUGGGAGCAUCUGAGCGACGACUAUGUGUGCAGCCGGCCCCUCGUUGGCAAGCAGACGACGUACACGGAGUGCUGCUGCCUGUACGGCGAGGCCUGGGGUAUGCAGUGUGCCCUCUGCCCCAUGAAGGACUCAGAUGACUAUGCCCAGCUGUGUAACAUCCCUGUCACAGGACGCCGGCAGCCGUACGGCCGGGACGCCUUGGUGGACUUCAGUGAACAGUAUGCUCCGGAAGCCGAUCCCUACUUCAUUCAGGACCGUUUUUUAAACAGCUUUGAGGAGCUUCAGGCUGAGGAGUGCGGCAUCCUCAAUGGCUGUGAAAACGGCCGCUGUGUGAGGGUGCAGGAAGGGUACACCUGCGAUUGCUUUGAUGGGUAUCACCUGGACAUGGCCAAGAUGACCUGUGUCGACGUGAACGAGUGCGACGAGUUGAACAGCCGGAUGUCUCUCUGCAAGAACGCCAAGUGCAUCAACACGGAAGGCUCCUACAAGUGCUUGUGUCUGCCCGGCUACGUGCCUUCUGACAAGCCCAACUACUGCACCCCGUUGAACACCGCCUUGAAUCUAGACAAGGACAGUGACCUGGAGUAAAAGAAAAUCUACAUAACCUAAGCCCGUAUACUCUGCACUGUGUAAAGGAAAAGAGAGAAAUGUAUUAUACUUGAGACAUUGCACCUCACCCAGAGUGUUGGAAACACAGGAGCAACGUGGUGUCAUGUAUCCUCAGAAGACAAUGAAAGGAUUUGGUGUGAGUCUGACCGGUGCAACAGACCAAAUGGACAUUUCUCUGAAAAACCAGUAUAUAUAGUCUGUUCAUAUGUAAAAUUCAGUGGAAAAAAGAGGCGGAGCAGUGCUGUUAUUUUAAACAGAAGGUUGUAUUAUUAUGUUGUCUUGUGUGUUUUUUUUGUGUUUUUUGGUUUUUUGUUUUUUGUUUUACUAUUGCUUGAUUAAAUUUGGCAUUUACAUAGCGGUGGAAAUAUUUUAUAUAAUUUUCAUUUUUUUGGUUGUGCAGUUCCUUGGCUACUAUUUUUCUUUUCCUUCAGAUUUUUUUUUUUAAAUCUCAAGUGCACAAGUUGUUGGUGAGAUAUUGUGAAACUGUUUUGUAAGUAUUGUGACACAGGGUCACGUGAUUCCUAGUUGGGAGCAUUUUAAAAUUCAGCUUGUCUGUCCUGUGGAGCAGGCAGUGAUUUUGUUUCCACACUUUUAUACACGUUUGGAGAAAAGUACUUUCUAUUUACGAUGUAUUGUCUGAUUCUAAUGUCCAUUCUUAGCCAAGCUGCUAGUAGGUGUCAGGUGGAUCCCUCUUGUACAUUGAAAUGGAAGAACCAAUGAACUCACAUAGAAUUGUAAUGUGUGAAGUAUGCCCAGCGAAAUUUUUUGAAAACUUGAUGAUCCCAGCAUAUUUACCAUUGUAUGUUAAAGCAAAAUAAAUCACCAUUUUUUUUA